GAGGAGGUUCGCAGGGGGUGGGGGUGUUCGUCUGCCCCCCCCCCCCGCACUUCCGCUCCCGGCAGCGCUUCCGGCCCUGCCCCAUAGCAACCGUUGCGAGGAGGAAGUCUCGGUCUCACGCGGGUGACUCCUCCUGCGUCUCCCUGGCCAUGGCAGAAGUAGAGGAAACACUAAAGAGGAUUCAGGCACACAAAGGGGUUAUUGGAACUAUUGUUGUAAAUGCAGAAGGAAUUCCAAUCAGAACAACCCUAGAUAACUCUACAACAGUACAAUAUGCAGGUCUUCUUCAUCAGCUCACAAUGAAAGCGAGGAGCACAGUGAGAGAUAUAGAUCCUCAGAAUGAUCUAACCUUUCUUCGGAUCAGAUCAAAGAAACACGAAAUCAUGGUAGCCCCAGAUAAGGAGUAUCUUCUAAUUGUUAUUCAGAACCCAUGUGAAUAGACUUGCCGCAACAAUAUUUUUAGAGACACCAAUGCAGCUGUACUUUUUAAAGUAAUAAUCCUUUGAUUAUUUUCAAACAUACCCCACUGAGUUCUUACAUAAUAUAUGUAACUUGUCAUUGCUGGAACUUUUCCAAGCUAAUAUUCUCAGUUGUAGCUGUACUUUAACUUAUGCUUGAGCAAAACAAACAUUGUAUGUGUAGAUAAAUACUCAGAAGAGCAACAUGUUGAAAACCUUUUGUUAAUGGAUUUUCUGGCUAAUUCUUGUAACUAAAGAAUUCUCUUUACAUCACAA
Molecule: messenger RNA, 734 nt
Organism: Mauremys reevesii (Reeves's turtle)
Lineage: Eukaryota; Metazoa; Chordata; Testudines; Geoemydidae
Gene: DYNLRB2
Product: dynein light chain roadblock-type 2
Exons: 4
Coding region: 150-440 (96 amino acids)
Biological process (GO): microtubule-based movement
Cellular component (GO): cytoplasm; centrosome; cytoplasmic dynein complex
Molecular function (GO): dynein intermediate chain binding
Source: RefSeq, a predicted model, not a curated record